CUUCUUCCUCGACACAAACAUUCUCCUCUCAACAAGCUAGACUUGUCUUUUUUGCUUUUUUCAUCAUCUUCACCGGUUGAAGCUCUUUGAUACUAUUUUUUUUCAUCAACAAAAACAAGCAAAAAUGCAGUUCUCCACCAUCCUCGUCGCCCUCUUUGCCAGCGUCGCCCUCGCCGCCCCGGCUGUCGACUCUUCUUCGCUCGAGGCCCGCCAGGCUGUUCGAACUGAGUGUGUCUUAUGCCGCCAGGACUGCUUCAACAGCAAGGGCACUGGCUUUAAUUCUUGCAUCGAGAGCAGCUGCAACAAGGCUCUUGGCUGCGGUCUGACCCCUUAGAUGAGGAGAGCUUGUGGCAUUGGGGUGGAAAUGGAGGAAGAAGAUUAACGC
Molecule: messenger RNA, 385 nt
Organism: Pyricularia oryzae 70-15
Lineage: Eukaryota; Fungi; Ascomycota; Sordariomycetes; Magnaporthales; Pyriculariaceae
Exons: 2
Coding region: 125-334 (69 amino acids)
Source: RefSeq, a predicted model, not a curated record